AUGGAGGAGGUGGAGAAAGGGGAGGUCUUCGAGAAGAAUACCAAGCCGAGGCUGGAGAGCUCGGAUGCGGCCGACCUGUUCACUGACGACAUCAUCCUGGAGAUCCUCUACCACCUCCCCGCCAGAUCCGUCAACCGCUUCAAGUGCGUCUCUGUACCCUGGCGCGACCUCAUCAUUGACCCAACGAACCGCAAGAAGCUCCCCCGGGUCCUCGCCGGCUUCCUGUACAUGUCCUUCCGCAUCGGGUACCACCACCAGCUCGCCAGUGCCUCUGGUGGCGCAGCCCCGUUCGACCCUUGCCUCCCUUACCUGCAGCCAAACAAGUACAAGGACAUGGAGCAGGUAGACGCCUGCAAUGGCCUCCUUCUCUACCGCGGUUGCACCAAAAAUUUGCCCCCUUGGGAUAGGACAAAGGAUGAUUGCCCUUUUGUCCUGUGCAAUCCUGCCACUGGGAGCUGGGUGGAGCUGCCCCCUCAACCUCAACCGCAAGAGCCGGCGAAAGGGCGUAGCCGUAUCACAUGUCUGGCUUUUGAACCGGCGGUCUCAUUCCAUUUCCAUGUUCUUCGUUUCGAGGAGGCAGACUCGUCGAGCGUGACAGGAGUCAGCAUCUACUCGUAG
Triticum turgidum subsp. durum (durum wheat) is the source of this 618-nucleotide messenger RNA. The record is from the annotation of a GenBank genome assembly. NCBI's taxonomy places the organism in Eukaryota, Viridiplantae, Streptophyta, Magnoliopsida, Poales, Poaceae.